Molecule: messenger RNA, 387 nt
Organism: Solanum verrucosum
Lineage: Eukaryota; Viridiplantae; Streptophyta; Magnoliopsida; Solanales; Solanaceae
Exons: 1
Coding region: 1-387 (128 amino acids)
Source: RefSeq, a predicted model, not a curated record
AUGGGCAUUAUAUGCAGUUCAUACGAAUCCACAUCAGUAGCCACAGCCAAAUUAAUACUUCACGAUGGAAGAUUACAAGAGUUUUCUUAUCCAAUUAAAGCUUCUUUCUUAUUACAAAACGACCCUACAAUCUUCAUUUGUAACUCCGACGAAAUGGAUUUUGGAAACGUCGUUUGCGCCGUAAAAGCCGAAGAAGAGCUUCAGCUUGGUCAGCUAUAUUUUGCCUUACCUUUGAGCCAACUAAAACAUAAGCUGAAAGCUGAAGAAAUGGCUGCAUUAGCUGUCAAGGCUAGCUCUGCAUUAAACCAUAGUAGUAGUAGUAGUGGUGAAAAAUUUAUAGUAUUUGAAAAAAGUGGUCCCAAUUUUUCAAAAAAAUAUGGUGGAUGA